AGAAAUUCGGGGGUUGUGCAAAGUGAAUCCUCUCCCAAUUAAAAUGCAAGUUGCAUUUGAUUGAUGUGCUGCCCUCGCGUAAAGACUUACCGCACUACGUAUUCUACCCACCAGCCACUCUGAUUGGUGAAGCUGGUUUCUAUCAAGCGCCGCAGGAUGCAAGGCAACAGAGGCCCCCGUCCUGAACAGCACAACCAUGGCCCCCCGAGACACCAUGGCCCACCACCCCAUCAAAGACGAGGCCCCGACAGCAACGGGCAACACGCAGAAACCAGCAAACAGCCAGACGGAAACUCUGCCAUCACGAUAGAUCUCCAGGCCUUCAGGAAACCGGGCGAGAAGACUUACACGCAACGCAGCCGGCUGUUUGUGGGCAACCUGCCGGCCGGGACCACGGAGGAGGAGGUGGACGCUCUCUUCUCCAAGUACGGCAAACCGUCCGAGAUAUUCAUCAAUAAGGACAGAGGCUUCGGAUUCGUGAGGCUGGAGACGCGGACCCUGGCGGAGAUCGCGCGGGUGGAGCUGGACGACGCGCCCUUCAACGGGCGGCAGCUGCGCGUGCGCUUCGCCACCCAGGGCUCGGCCCUGUCGGUGCGCAACCUGCCGCAGAACAUCUCCAACGAGCUGCUGGAGGAGGCCUUCUCCGUGUUCGGCCAGGUGGAGCGCGCCAUCGUCAUCGUGGACGACCGCGGCCGCCCCACGGGCAAGGGCAUCGUGGAGUUCACCGCCAAGCCCCCGGCCCGGAAGGCGCUGGACCGCUGCUCCGGCGGGGCCUUCCUGCUCACCGCCUUUCCGAGGCCUGUGACUGUGGAGCCUCUGGAGCAGUAUGAUGAGGAAGAAGGGCUGCCGGAGAGGCUCAUCAACAAGAACCAGCAGUUUCACAAGGAGCGGGAGCAGCCCCCGCGCUUCGCGCAGCCCGGCUCGUUCGAGUACGAGUACGCCAUGCGCUGGAAGGCCCUGAUGGACAUGGAGAAGCAGCAGUACGACCAGGUGGACCGCAACAUCAAGGAGGCGCGGGAGAAGCUGGAGGCGGAGCUGGAGGCUGCCCAGCACGAGCACCAGGUCAUGCUCAUGAGACAAGAUUUGCUGAGGAGGCAGGAGGAGCUCCGCCGGAUGGAGGAGAUGCACAACCAGGAGAUGCAGAAGAGGAAGCAGAUGGAGCUGCGGCAGGAGGAGGAGCGCAGGAGGCGCGAGGAGGAGAUGGCCCGUCGGCAAGAGGGCUUCAAGCCUGGGUUCCCCGAAAAUAGGGAGCAAGAGGUGAGAAUGCACAUGGCAGGGCAAGGCAUGGGUAUGAACAGAGCCCCUAUGGGUGCAGCAAAUCUGGCCGGCGGAGCAGGCGCCAUGCCAACUGAUGCCAACCCAAUAAUGGCACAGCAUGAACGCUUUCCCCUGGAAGGCGUGGGCAACAAUGCCCUGCCUGGGGCCCAGCCGGGGUUCCCCAGGGGUCCCCCUGGGCCCGCUGACUUUGGCCCCAACAAGCGCCGCAGAUACUGAGGAAAGGGGGGGCUAGGACCCGGCCGCCGUUCACCUUUCAUGUAGUGGGUUUUUUUUUUUCCCCCCUCUCCUUUGUCUCUUUUUUUUUAACGAACUCUGCCUGUACAAUUUUUAAACUUCGGUGUCCUGGAAGACGCCUCUGCCGCAGCUGUUUUGUAUGGGAUGCGUUGUACACUCGGCCCUGCUAAGACCUGCUUCCGUAGUGACCCCCCCCUCCACCCACAUUGUACAGUGAUAGUUUGAUACUUUUUGUGCAUUUUUAAAGAAAAAGUUAAAGAAUUCAUGUAAGCCUCUUUCCUCAUAAUUGUCCUCCUCUAAUAAAUUUGAAAAAUGCCA
Molecule: messenger RNA, 1830 nt
Organism: Anguilla rostrata (American eel)
Lineage: Eukaryota; Metazoa; Chordata; Actinopteri; Anguilliformes; Anguillidae
Product: non-POU domain-containing octamer-binding protein-like
Exons: 10
Coding region: 157-1494 (445 amino acids)
Biological process (GO): regulation of DNA-templated transcription
Cellular component (GO): nucleus
Molecular function (GO): RNA binding
Source: RefSeq, a predicted model, not a curated record